CAAGCUGUUAGUGACAUUCAUGUAGUGGUAAAUUAACCUGUAUUCUGGUGGUUUUGUGUCCCUGUGAGACGGCGUGCCAGUCCAGUUCUCCUGCAAACACCACUGAGGCACAGAAAAAGAAGCAGUCCCAUGUCCCGGGCUGCAGUGUGGUGGCUGGGUGUAUGGGUUGGGGUGUGCGUCUGGGCUGCGCCUCCUCAUCACCGCGGCUGGCUGCGGCUGUGGGAGGAGGGUGAGAGCUGCGGGGAGUGUGACAGGUCCCGCUGUCCUGCGGCACCACCCGGCUGUCCGGCAGGUUUGGUCCGGGACAGGUGUGGUUGCUGUGAACACUGCGGCAACGCUGAAGGUCAAUGGUGUGACUUCAACAGUUCUCAGGAGUUCUAUGGUCGCUGCGGUGACUUGCUCCACUGCCAGAAGAGGCCGUCUCAGGCCAGGUUUCAGUGGGGUGACCCUGAACCCAGGUGUGUGUGUGAGAGCCAGGGUGCAGUGUGUGGCUCGGAUGGGCAAACCUACCCCAACCUGUGCCAGCUGAGAGAGGCUUCAAAUCAGUUAGGGACAACAGUGAACCUAACAGCACGAGGACCAUGCAGUUCUGCUCCUCGCAUAAGCAGAGCACCCAGAAACUCACAGAGCUACACAGGACAUGACAUCGUGUUUGGGUGUGAAGUGACGGCCUAUCCUCUACCACGCGUCGGCUGGAAGAAGAAGGGCAGAGACAGCUUCCUGCCAGGGGAUGACCCACACAUCUCUGUACAGGCGCGUGGUGGGCCGCAGCCCUACACUGUGUCCACCUGGCUCCAGAUCCACGGCCUCCGAAAAUUAGAUGCCGGCAUCUAUGUUUGCAUCUCCCACAAUGCACUGGGAGAGGCAUCUGCCUCUGCUCACCUGUCCGUGCUCAGAAAUGCGGUCAGAGGAGUGGACCGUGGCCUUUAUAAUGGCUUUUUCUAUGACACAAGAGAAGAACUACAAGAAGAAGAGCUGGAUUCAGGGGACUAUAUAAUUUAACUGCAUUCCAAGGCAGACGGGAUCUGGUCAUUGCAUACACUAUGAUCAAUUAUGACCAAUCUCAGGUCUCUAAAUGGAAGAUUUUACAUAUUUGAU
This is a messenger RNA of Pygocentrus nattereri (red-bellied piranha), 1098 nucleotides long. RefSeq names its product kazal-type serine protease inhibitor domain-containing protein 1-like. Gene Ontology annotation, molecular function: insulin-like growth factor binding. NCBI's taxonomy places the organism in Eukaryota, Metazoa, Chordata, Actinopteri, Characiformes, Serrasalmidae. The transcript has 5 exons. The record is from RefSeq and is a predicted model, not a curated record. Bases 130 to 1002 code for a protein of 290 amino acids. Gene Ontology annotation, cellular component: extracellular region. Gene Ontology annotation, biological process: regulation of signal transduction; regulation of cell growth.